Wyeomyia smithii (pitcher-plant mosquito) is the source of this 3055-nucleotide messenger RNA. RefSeq lists its product as uncharacterized. Bases 685 to 2700 code for a protein of 671 amino acids. The record is from RefSeq and is a predicted model, not a curated record. Lineage: Eukaryota; Metazoa; Arthropoda; Insecta; Diptera; Culicidae. The transcript is spliced from 9 exons.
GUGUUCGCACGCGCGUCGCGUCUCCUCAGCUCGAUGCGCAAAGUUUUGUGCGGAGCAAAAUUUCGCUUUAGUUACACUUUAAUCACUCGCAACGACGGUCGAUCGCCGUUUUAAGUCCUCGCCAUUCGGCAACUGUGCACUAAAACCAGCCCACGUCCCUUCGCACUUGCUCUCGUUCGAUUUUUCUUCCUGUGUUGCAACCUUCGUGUAGAGAAAAGGAUUUGCUAGACAGUUUGUGAGUGCUUUCUUUUGUUAGUGCAGUGCUAUAUUCCGAUUUCUCGAACAGCAGAAAUACCUGGCAUAAGUUAAAAUUCCACCGCUGCAAAAUUUUACGAGGAAGUUUAAAAAAAAGUGCUGACUGUUUUUCUCCGAAUAUUCGCUUUUUACUCAACCAGUUCAUACUACCAUCGCCUUACUGUGUGUUGGAAUCAACUCGCGGUAAUAUCGAAUCGCAGAUCUGCACUGGGUCUUCUUUUAUGAGGUGUCGCUUUUGCUGAACCGUCAAGAAAGCAGAAUAGAAAGGUACAAGCAGUAGACACAGCAGGUUAAAAAUAAGAAAACUCGUUUUUUACGUUUCUGAAACGUAAUUGGUAAACAUAGCAGCAACAACUACGACUGCAAACAGGAGUAUAUCUUUGCGUUUGAAAUAAACAUAAACGGAUACAAAUCAUAAUUGACUGAAACAUGACAACGACUCGAGAGCGGCGAGAAGAAUAUCACACUUCAAACGUGGUCCGCACGUUAACUCCCUCCCGGCCACUUUCCCCGGGAACCCACACGACUGAGUUCGACAGCAAUUUGGAUAACCUGCUGGAGGACCUGCAGGCAAGUGUUUCACGCCCGGGGAGCUCGCUGGGGCAACCCAUCACCGGUGGUUACACGACAACCCGUGAAGUGCAGUAUCUGCAGCCAGCCAACGUGACCACAGUUGCCCGGGAGCGCUCGCUCAGCCCCAGUUUGCACUCGAACGAGCGGAAAGUGUACAAAACAGCCAAAUACGAAUACAAAAGUAGCAGCAACAGUGGCACAGCACCAGUGGCCGGUUCCCAGGGAGUCAGCGAAGUGUACCAGCGCAAUAUCAAUCAGCUUGACACACUGCUUAACGAUCUCGAGCGGGAGCGAGAUUCCUCCUUGGACAGAAGUCAACGUAGCCUCAACCGAGCAGGAAUCGAUUCAGGACUAACGGAACCUGGAACGAAAAUAAUCAAAACAACUCAUACAUACUCAUCAACGGGUGGAAAACAGCCGGUAUCACGCGAGCUUAUUUUCGACUCGCCCGGUAGCUACGAAGUGCGUCAAUCUCGUUCCCGACAGCGGAGUCCGUCGUACGAGAACGCUUCAUCUACGGUUAAAAAUGUCUCCUACAGUUCCGAUAACAGCGGAAUCUACGGUGGAAUCAACCGCUCCCGCACGGUUACUCCGGUCCGAUCUGAGCAGUAUUAUACCGAAACGCGUACCGUUUCGCCGAAUUCCGAUCUGGUACCCCGAAAUGUACACUACAACGAAUCGAUUACGACAGACACCAUUCCGGCAUCCAAGGCACUGGCCAAUAUCCCUCUGUCCGAUAACAUUUUACCACGACCGAAUACGAAAGUGACCACAACCGUUCGCACUUAUACCUACGAGCUACCGCCAGACAACGAACUAAACCAAACCUUGGCUUAUCGUAAUGAAUCUUUCAACCAAACCACAAAUACCUUGCCAGCAGCGUAUCCAGAGCGCGAUCUAUCUCCCACGCAGCAUGUCAAUCCUAGUUCGAAGACAAUUCUAGUAAAGAACGAAACCAUCAACACAUCAAACAACAUCCAGGAGUAUCCAGUUCCGACGAUAUUAGACCACCAGCUUCCACCUAACACAGCCAAAACGAUUUACUACAAAAAGGACACCAAGCAGUCGACCACUAAUUACUAUCCGGAACACCUGAACGGCCCGUAUCCGACCAAUUUCCAGGCAAUCGAAGGUCCACCGUUGGGAGAUCAUCCUCCCCCACGUCCAAUCAAGUAUACCGAAAGUCCUGCCUAUCCACCGGGCCAGAACACGUACAUUCACCGCGAGGAACGCACCAACACAACUAACAAUCGCUACGGAUCGCCGGUUCCUAUUGUGGAAUAUCCAGACCGACACGGAAGCUAUCCGCGGGAUCCACAGCCGACAACGGUAACCUACAAAUACAGUUCGACGACUACAAACGCUACCAGAAACCUGUAUCCACCCCCGGAGGAACGGGAGCCUCUUCUGCAUCCAUUCCCGACCGAUGGAAUUCCACCCAGCGAAGUGGACGGCACUCCACCGAAACGGGUGGAUGAUCUGAUGGCGACACUUGGAGAGAAUGGACAGAUAACCUAUAUGUCAAAGCACACGCAUGCCACCGAAAAUGGAACCGGUCCGAAAAAGCCCCGUGAAGUGACACCACCCCGGAAGACCGUCCAGCUGGAGGAACCAAUCGAUAGCAAAGCAGCAGCGGUCGUCUCAUCGAAAAACAUCGCCGGGCCACCGGUCUACUAUCCACCAGGGCAUGAAAUGUUCGCCAAGAAGGAAAGCGAAGCCGCCGCAUGGCGGGCUCAGGGUGAAUAUGCAAAAGCGAGUGGCAAGUACAUGUACGAGGCGGAAAGUAAAUCCAAGAGCAGUUCCAAGUCUGGUGCCGCCGUCGUACCCGUGUGUCUUCCGCUGUGUUGUGCCAUGCCGUGCAGUAUCAUGUAGAGGGUGAAACCCCGGUAGAAGAAUGGUGCAGCCCACAAGUUGUGGUUUAUUUUCGUUCAGAAAAUGCAAGUAGUUUGUAAGAAACCAUCAGAAAGCAUGAUUACUUAAACUAUUAACAAUGUUAACAAUUGAACUUUGUAUACAAGUGCCAUUAGCAGAGAGGAUAAAUUAUUUUGAAGGAAAAAUAAGUGUUCGAUGUUGAGAUUAAAUCAAUGCGUUCGAACGGAAGCUGAUAGGGCGAAAAAUGAAACAUAUUAUGCUUGAAUCUUGAAGACUACAAAUGCGUAUUAACAAUUUAUUUUGUUGCUAUGUUAAAUACUCUAAUACUUGCUAUCAAUAAAGUCGCGAUCCGAAA